This is a messenger RNA of Eupeodes corollae, 8159 nucleotides long. RefSeq names its product myosin-VIIa (gene ck). The transcript is spliced from 13 exons. Gene Ontology annotation, molecular function: protein binding; ATP binding; cytoskeletal motor activity. Lineage: Eukaryota; Metazoa; Arthropoda; Insecta; Diptera; Syrphidae. Gene Ontology annotation, cellular component: cytoskeleton; myosin complex. The record is from RefSeq and is a predicted model, not a curated record. The coding region runs from base 1229 to 7729 and encodes 2166 amino acids.
AGUUUUUACCUUUUUCCGCUUUUACCUGUGUUGCUUUUUUAUUACAUCUGACAUCAGUAUCAUCAGUACAGUUGGCCUACUCCCUCCUGAAUGGGCUUUAAGGAGAGACAAACAAGUUGUUUCUCUUUCCUUCAACUAUACAACUAACUCAGGUGAAACAGAGGUGCAAAGAGGUUUGGUGUGUGUUGGAAGGUUGAUUAUUUGUUGAAGCAUUCAAUCGCGAAUCCGAUGGAUACCUUUUCACGGAGUAGUGAAACGAUCCGUGUUUAGUUUUCUCUUACCUGUGCUCCGUUGAAGUCGUCAUCAUAUUCUCGUCCGAUACAAGAGAAUCUGUCUUCUAGAGUUUGGAACCUUGCACCUUUUAGAAAAUAUAUCUAAAUGGAAGUUAAUCUAACGGAUUAAAACAAAAAUUUACAUUUACAUUUUUUUCGCAUAAAUAAUUGUAUAUUUUUUUGAUAAGAAUAUUUUGUGUCUUCGAAUAAUUUUAAAUAAACGUUUCUAUAAAAAGAGAAAAUAGAAAAGGUUUAAACAUAUAAAUCGGUGUUUGUACAAGAAGUGAAAAAAUACAUAUAUUACAAAAAUUAUACAUAUAGCUCUUCAAUCUAGAUAUAUGUACCUACGUGUUUAGUUUUAAAACAGAAGAAUUGUGAAUUGUGAAAAAAGAGGAAAAAAGAGUGCAUUCACCUCGUUCUUCCCAUCGUUUUUCUCUUUUUAGCGCGCCGUACCGUCAUCGUCGUCGUACUAGUCGUCGUUGUUGUCGUACCAGAACCAGGUGUAUUUUUUUAUUUUAUUAUUAUAUGUUUGUAUCUAGUUUAUCAAGUUGUAAAGUGCUAACUAAAGUACUUAAAAAAUUACUUUUUUCCUUCCUUAAAAAACCAUCAUCAACAAGAUUGAUGUACAUUUAUCAUAGUGUAAGCAAGGAUUAAGUAAGAGAGAUAUGUAAUAUCUCUCCAACUACUACCAACUAUCAAAGCACAUUCGUAACGUUCGUCGUUGUCGUCGCGCCGCGCUACUGUGUAGUAAUUUUGUUGGAAUUUUUAUCCUAACGGUAUAUAGCGGAAUUUUAUACCUAGUUGACGUGCGUUGCGUCUUCGAGCCAAGUACUGAAUUCUUGAGACUGCACAUUUUGGAUAAAAAAAAUUAUCUUUUAGAAAUUCAACUUGUUAAUGCACAAAAUAGACGGAACAAAUCUGGACCUCUAAAAGUUUGAAGUCAAUGAAGGUCAAAAAUGGUUAUAGUAACACGAGGUGACUACAUCUGGAUCGAACCCGUAUCGGGCAGGGAAUUCGAUGUAGCCAUUGGAGCUCGUGUUAUCUCAGCAGAGGGACGUCGCAUUCAGGUGCGUGACGAUGAUGGGGAUGAAGUAUGGCUGGCGCCCGAGAGACGCAUCAAAGCGAUGCAUGCGUCAUCGGUGCAGGGUGUGGAGGAUAUGAUAUCUUUAGGUGAUCUUCAUGAAGCUGGAAUCCUGAGAAAUCUAUUAAUUCGUUAUAAGGACAAUUUAAUCUACACCUACACAGGUUCUAUUCUUGUAGCUGUGAAUCCUUACCAAAUUCUACCGAUUUACACGGGUGAACAAAUAAAACUCUACAAAGAACGUAAAAUCGGUGAAUUACCUCCGCAUAUAUUUGCUAUCGGAGAUAGUGCAUAUGCUCAUAUGAAAAGAUUUCGUCAAGAUCAAUGUAUUGUUAUAUCUGGUGAAUCAGGAGCUGGUAAGACUGAAAGUACCAAAUUGAUAUUACAAUAUUUGGCAGCAAUAAGUGGUAAACAUUCAUGGAUUGAACAGCAAAUAUUAGAAGCCAAUCCAAUAUUGGAAGCAUUUGGUAAUGCCAAGACUGUCCGAAAUGAUAAUUCAUCAAGGUUUGGAAAAUAUAUUGAUAUACAUUUUAGUGGAAAUGGUGUCAUAGAGGGUGCUAAAAUAGAACAAUAUUUAUUAGAAAAAUCUCGAAUAGUCUCACAAAAUCAUAGUGAACGUAAUUAUCAUAUAUUUUAUUGUAUAUUGGCUGGAUUGUCAGCAGAGGAGAAAAGAAGGCUCAAUUUGGGUGUUUCUGCUGAUUAUAGGUACUUAACUGGUGGUAAUUGUAUAACCUGUGAAGGACGUGAUGACACAGCUGAAUUUUCUGACAUACGAUCCGCCAUGAAAGUUCUUCUCUUUUCGGACAAUGAAAUUUGGGAAAUAAUCAAACUUCUAGCCGCUUUACUUCACUGCGGAAACAUAAAAUAUAAAGCCACUGUAGUGGAUAAUUUAGAUGCCACAGAAAUUCCUGAACACAUUAACGUGGAACGAGUAGCUUCCCUAUUAGGUCUACCCAUUAAUCCACUCAUAGAUGCCCUCACCAGGAGAACACUUUUUGCUCAUGGUGAAACUGUGGUAUCAACACUUUCAAGAGAUCAAUCUGUCGAUGUUCGAGAUGCUUUUGUUAAAGGCAUUUACGGUCGUCUAUUUGUUCAUAUAGUUAAGAAAAUAAACGCAGCAAUUUACAAACCCCGAGCCACAUCCCGUAAUGCUAUUGGAGUUCUAGAUAUUUUCGGUUUUGAGAAUUUCGAUCAGAAUAGCUUUGAGCAAUUUUGCAUAAAUUAUGCCAAUGAGAAUUUGCAACAAUUUUUCGUGCAACAUAUAUUUAAGUUAGAACAAGAGGAAUAUAACCAUGAAGCUAUAAAUUGGCAGCACAUUGAAUUUGUAGACAAUCAAGAUGCCUUGGACUUGAUUGCUAUCAAGCAGCUGAAUAUUAUGGCUUUAGUAGAUGAGGAGGCACGCUUCCCAAAGGGUACUGACCAGACUAUGUUAGCUAAACUGCACAAAACUCACGGCACGCACAAAAACUAUUUGAAACCUAAGUCCGAUAUAAAUACCAGCUUCGGGUUGAAUCACUUUGCCGGAGUGGUAUUCUACGAUACACGAGGAUUUCUCGAGAAGAAUCGGGACACUUUUAGUCCGGAUCUAUUGCAUUUAGUGAGUCAGUCUUCGAAUAAGUUCCUAAGGCAGAUUUUCGCCAGUGACAUUGAUAUGGGUGCUGAGACCCGCAAGAGAACACCCACACUGUCUACACAAUUUAAGAAGAGCUUGGAUGCUCUGAUGAAGACUUUGAGCUCGUGUCAGCCAUUUUUCAUUCGGUGCAUCAAGCCCAACGAGGUCAAGAAACCGAUGCUUUUCGAUAGAGGUCUUUGCUGCCGGCAGUUGAGAUACUCCGGAAUGAUGGAGACCAUAAGAAUUCGACGAGCUGGUUAUCCGAUUCGACAUGGAUUUAGGGAGUUCGUGGAACGUUACAGGUUCUUGAUACCAGGUGUACCACCAGCCCAUCGAACAGAUUGUCAGAGGGUAACUUUACGGAUUUGUUCGAUAGUCUUAGGGAAAUCGGAUUACCAGCUGGGACACACAAAAGUGUUUUUGAAGGAUGCACAUGAUUUGUUUUUAGAGCAGGAGCGCGAUCGAGUCUUGACCCGAAAGAUUCUAAUAUUGCAGCGGACGAUUCGCGGCUGGGUAUACCGUCGACGUUUUUUGCGAAUGAGAUAUGCCGCUAUUAUGAUCCAAAAACAUUGGAAGGGUUACGCUCAACGAAGACGCUAUAAGCUUAUGGUGCACGGGUAUAUGCGUCUGCAAGCACUGAUUAGGUCUCGAGUGCUAAGCACCCGCUUUCGACUACUACGAGCACGAGUUAUUGGGCUUCAAUGUCACUGCCGCGGCUUUCUGGUUCGUCGAGAAUAUGGACAUAAAAUGUGGGCAAUUAUCACAAUCCAGUCCCAUGUUCGGCGGAUGAUAGCAAUGAGGAAAUAUAGAAAACUCAAGGAGGAAUAUAAGCAGUUUGCAGAGGUUCUACACCUUCGGAAACUGGAAGAACAGAAAUUGAAGCAUCAAGGCAACAAACAUGCCAAGGAAAUUGCUGAGCAACAUUAUCGAGAAAGGUUGAAGGAACUGGAACGUCAUGAGAUGGAGGUGGAAAUGGAAGAGAGACGUCGAGUUGAAGUGAAGAAGAACAUAAUCAAUGAUGCGGCUAGGAAACAAGACGAACCUGUAGAUGACGGAAAAUUGGUUGAGGCAAUGUUUGACUUUCUUCCGGAUUCAAGUAGUGAGGCUCCAACACCUCAUGGUGGUCGGGAGACUUCUGUAUUCCAAGAUCUACCCCAUGGAAAUCACUUAAACCAUGAUGAUAUCAUCACUCCGAUGCAUGUUUCUGAAGAUGAAGAAGACUUGUCAGAGUUCAAGUUUCAAAAGUUCGCUGCAACAUACUUCCAAGGCAACACUACUCAUCAGUAUUCUCGGAAGCCUCUAAAACAUCCACUUCUUCCCCUUCAUACGCAAGGGGAUCAGUUAGCUGCACAAGCACUAUGGAUUACUAUUCUUCGAUUUACAGGUGAUCUUCCAGAGCCGAGGUAUCAUACUAUGGAUAGGGAUAAUACAUCUGUGAUGUCAAAGGUUACAGCAACUUUAGGGCGAAACUUCAUUAGAAGCAAGGAAUUCCAAGAAGCUCAACUUAUGGGACUUGAUCCUGAGGCUUUUUUGAAACAAAAGCCUCGUUCGAUUCGUCAUAAGUUGGUCUCAUUGACACUGAAGCGAAAGAACAAACUUGGUGAAGACGUUCGUCGACGUUUGCAGGAUGAAGAAUAUACAGCCGAUAGCUACCAGUCAUGGCUUGAGGCAAGGCCUACAUCAAACUUGGAAAAACUGCAUUUCAUAAUCGGUCAUGGUAUUUUAAGGGCGGAGUUGCGAGACGAAAUUUACUGUCAAAUCUGUAAGCAGCUUAGUAAUAAUCCUUCGAAAUCUUCUCAUGCUCGUGGAUGGAUUCUUCUGUCACUCUGCGUAGGAUGUUUUGCUCCAUCGGAAAAGUUUGUGAAUUACUUGAGGGCAUUCAUUCGAGAAGGUCCACCAGGAUAUGCGCCUUACUGUGAAGAUAGACUGAAGAGGACCUUCAAUAAUGGAACUCGCAAUCAACCUCCAUCGUGGUUGGAACUGCAGGCGACUAAAUCCAAGAAACCCAUUAUGUUACCGAUCACCUUUAUGGAUGGAAAUACUAAGACUCUCCUUGCAGACUCUGCUACAACAGCUCGAGAACUCUGCAAUCAGCUCUCCGACAAGAUAACCUUGUUGGACCAGUUUGGCUUCUCGCUGUACAUAGCACUAUUUGACAAGGUCUCUUCAUUGGGAUCGGGAGGUGAUCAUGUGAUGGAUGCUAUUUCACAAUGUGAGCAAUAUGCCAAGGAGCAAGGAGCACAAGAAAGGAAUGCUCCAUGGCGUCUUUUCUUCCGCAAAGAAAUCUUCGCACCUUGGCAUGAUCCUACAAACGAUCAGGUUGCAACUAAUUUAAUUUAUCAGCAAGUUGUACGAGGUGUGAAGUUUGGUGAAUAUCGAUGUGACAAGGAGGAUGACUUGGCCAUGAUAGCCGCACAACAGUAUUUUAUUGAAUACGGGACGGAUAUGUCUAUGGAGAGAUUAUUUACUCUUCUGCCCAAUUUCAUUCCCGAUUUUUGCUUAACGGGAGUGGAGAAGGCUAUUGAUCGGUGGGCUGCUUUAGUGCUGCAAGCGUACAAGAAAAGCUAUUAUGUCAAGGAAAAUGUUGAAUCGCUGAAGAUCAAAGAAGAUAUUGUUAGUUAUGCGAAAUAUAAAUGGCCUUUGCUGUUCUCGAGGUUCUAUGAGGCUUACAGAAACUCCGGCCCCAAUCUACCUAAGAACGAUGUUAUCAUAGCUGUCAACUGGACCGGUGUUUACGUAGUUGAUGAUCAAGAACAAGUUCUUCUGGAGCUAUCAUUCCCAGAGAUUACAGCAGUCUCAAGUCAAAAGACGAACAAAGUCUUUACACAAACCUUUAGUUUAUCUACAGUUCGAGGUGAGGAGUUUACAUUCCAAAGUCCAAAUGCUGAAGACAUCAGGGAUUUGGUUGUUUAUUUCUUGGAUGGAUUGAAGAAAAGAUCGCGUUAUGUGAUCGCGAUACAAGAUUAUCGAGCACCUUCGGAUGGGUCGUCAUUCUUGUCGUUCCUUAAAGGUGAUCUGAUAAUAUUGGAAGAUGAGUCUAGAGGAGAUGCAGUCCUUAAUAAUGGUUGGUGUAUAGGGCGAUGUGAUCGUAGUCAAGAGCGUGGAGAUUUUCCAGCCGAAACGGUAUAUGUUCUUCCAACCCUCAGCAAACCACCACCCGAUAUUUUGGCACUUUUUAAUGUUGAGGAAGCACAUCAUGGUCGUCGAUUGAGCAUGGUUUCGAAUGGAGCAACUGAUCCACGCGACAGACCCCAUUCACUCAUGGAAUACGCCUUGGAUCAUUUUCGGCUACCGCCGAAGCGAACAAUGUCUAAAACUUUGACACUUGGUUCAAAGCGAAGCAGUGAAGAGAUCUGGCGUUAUUCACGCGAACCAAUUAAAGCUCCAUUAUUGCGAAAGCUGCAGAGUAAAGAAGAACUAGCGGAGGAAGCUUGCUUUGCUUUUGCUGCAAUCCUAAAAUACAUGGGUGAUUUGCCGUCGAAACGUCCCAGGAUGGGCAACGAGAUCACCGAUCAUAUAUUCGAUGCUCCACUAAAGCAUGAAAUCCUGCGCGAUGAGAUAUACUGCCAAAUUAUGAAACAGCUUACAGACAAUCGCAACAGGGUGUCGGAGGAUCGUGGUUGGGAGCUAAUGUGGCUUGCAACGGGCUUAUUCGCCUGCAGUCAAAGUCUUCUCAAGGAACUUCUGGUAUUCCUGCGUACACGACGCCAUCCCAUUUCUCAGGACGCAAUGCAUCGCCUUCAGAAGACCAUACGCAACGGGCAACGUAAAUAUCCACCACAUCAAGUUGAAGUUGAAGCUAUUCAGCACAAAACCACACAAAUCUUCCAUAAAGUGUAUUUCCCCGAUGAUACAGAUGAAGCUUUCGAAGUAGAUUCAUCGACACGCGCCAAAGAUUUCUGCCACAAUAUAUCACAACGACUGACGCUACGGACUAGUGAGGGCUUUAGUUUGUUUGUGAAGAUUGCCGACAAGGUCAUAUCGGUGCCGGAAGGUGAUUUCUUUUUUGAUUUUGUUCGUCAUCUGACAGAUUGGAUAAAAAAAGCAAGACCCAUCAGAGAUGGCUCAAAUCCGCAAUUUACAUAUCAAGUGUUCUUCAUGAAGAAAUUAUGGACAAAUACUGUGCCGGGCAAGGAUAGAAAUGCUGAUUUAAUAUUCCACUAUCAUCAAGAAUUGCCGAAGCUGUUACGUGGAUAUCAUAAGUGUUCAAGAGAGGAAGCUUCUAAAUUGGCAGCUUUGGUUUAUCGAGUAAGAUUUGGAGAGAAUAAACAGGAGCUGCAAGCGAUACCACAAAUGUUGCGAGAGUUGGUGCCGGCAGAUAUUACGAAGAUGCAAAGUGGAAACGAAUGGAAGAGAUCGAUAGUGGCUUCAUAUAAUCAAGAUGGAGGCAUGAGUUCUGAAGAUGCGAAAGUGGCGUUUUUAAAAAUUGUUUAUAGAUGGCCAACAUUUGGAUCGGCAUUUUUCGAAGUGAAACAAACAACAGAACCAAAUUAUCCAGAAAUGCUUUUAAUAGCAAUAAAUAAACAUGGUGUUAGUUUAAUAAAUCCUAUUACGAAGGACAUCCUUGUUACCCAUCCAUUUACACGCAUCUCGAAUUGGUCAUCUGGCAACACUUAUUUCCAUAUGACAAUAGGUAAUCUAGUUCGAGGCUCGAAAUUAUUGUGCGAAACGUCACUUGGCUACAAAAUGGAUGAUCUGUUAACAUCAUACAUUUCACUGAUGCUAACAAAUAUGAAUAAAAAUCGGACAAUACGAGCAAAUUAGUUUAUAAUUUUUAAUUAAUUUAUUUCCUUUAAAUUAAAUUUAUCUACAUUUAUCAUUUAUAUGCAUAUUAUUUCAAAAUAUUAUGUGUUUUGUUAUUAACUAUUUUAUUAUUUUAUAGAGUGCGUAUAGUAUUUCACAGUUUUUUCUUUUUAUUUUCUUGGGCCAACUGAACACGUUUUAAUUUUAAUCGUUUCAAUUUUUUCCUCUUAAACUUUAAUUUAAUAUUUUUUGUCUAUGUUGUUUUUUUGAAUGUUUUGUGUUUUUCUCGACCGAACUUAGUUUAGUUGUUUUAACUUUUUGACUUGAUUUGAUGUAUUAGUAUGUAAUAGUAUAAUCUUUAGUUAUUUUAUUAUAAUAUCUUGUUUAGUGUUAAAAAGUGCAGCUUUUUUUAUUAUAUUUUAUGGUUUAACAGAUAAAACAAAAAUAAAAA